Messenger RNA from Carlito syrichta (Philippine tarsier), 1400 nucleotides. RefSeq names its product COMM domain containing 6 (gene COMMD6). Gene Ontology annotation, molecular function: NF-kappaB binding. Bases 26 to 322 code for a protein of 98 amino acids. The record is from RefSeq and is a predicted model, not a curated record. Lineage: Eukaryota; Metazoa; Chordata; Mammalia; Primates; Tarsiidae. The transcript is spliced from 4 exons.
GCGGCGCAGACCUUGGUCUCUGGUCAUGGAAGGGUCUAGCGAGCCGCGGCUGGAUGCUAAGUCCCAGGUCACCAACCAGCUUAUAGAUUUUCAAUGGAAACUGGGAAUGGCUGUGAGCUCAGACAGUUGCAGAUCUCUCAAGUAUCCUUAUGUGACAGUGAUGCUCAAAGUGGCAGAUCACUCAGGCCAAGUGAAGACCAAGUCCUUUGAAAUGACAAUUCCACAGUUUCAGGUUUGUGAUUUAACUCAUUCAGCUUUAGUUCAUUUUUCUAAUUUCUACAGACAGUUCAAGGAAAUUGCUGCAAUUAUUGAAACUGUAUGAAAAUGGAUUAUUUGGUUGAUAAAUUGCUAUCAUCAUUCUAAAAUCUUGAACUUCAUUUUCUGCAACAAAACCGCAUAAGGAUCAAAUGAUAUUUAUUGAAUGAAAAUUGCACUUUGGUUUUUUUCACUUUUUUAAAUAAUAAAAUACUCAAACAAGAAUAGAUAGUGGUCAUUGAAGCAGAACUUUGUCAAGGCACUAAAAAGGAUUGAAUUGAAUACUUUACAGAGUGUACUUUGUGGUAUAUGAAUUAUAUUUCCAAAAAAUCAAACAGGUGAAUGAAUAAUAUUGAAGGCAAUGCACAUUUAUGUAUUAGAACCAUAGUCUUAAAAUGUACUAGUUAUGGAACCCAUUUUAUAAGCAAAUUGUACAUGGAGUCCUACAUAUUGGGUUGAUGCAUUAAGUUCAUAGCAUCAUUCACUUGCCCAUGGAAUACAAAUGUCAAAGGAUGGUUGACUGGUCACAGUCAUCAUUUUUGCCAGUUUUUAGGUUGACUGAUGUGGAUCAUCAUGGAUUAAAGCAUUUAAAUGAUCUUCAUCAAGGCUCAGUGGUCUUCUUGAACAUGGAGAAUCCCUCAGGUCAAAGUGGCCCUCUUUGAAAUGACAAAACUAUUUUCUUGCUGUGCUUUCCCCGAUGGCAUUCUUCCCGUACACAGCACAAAUGUUUUGAAUCACCUCUGCUACCUUUACUCCUCUGUUGACCUCAAACAGAAUAUGUUGGAAGUGUUUUUUUUCCACUUGACACUCCAUCUUCUUUAGCUCACAAGUAGCACUAACUUUUGUCAAAUCUGUAAAAUGCAAGUUGUAUUCACUAGCACGUUAUCACUCCAAAUGACAAUCUCCCAACAUAGCAGUGUUGACAUGCCACAGAUUUAUGCAUCAGUCUAAUAUAAAAUAUAAAUGAACUAGAAAAGUACUAUUUGAUUAGGAUAGCUUUACAAAUUUAAUUUUAUGACAUUCACCUAUUAACAGCAAUCAGUGAGAAGAAUGAGGCUUCUUUUCUCUCCGUUAUCCUGUAUGAAGUCAAACAUUCAAUUGUUAUUGUUGUAGAAAGUUCAAAUAAAAGUGUGGGUUUGGAAAGA